Cuscuta epithymum is the source of this 2046-nucleotide messenger RNA. The record is from the annotation of a GenBank genome assembly. NCBI's taxonomy places the organism in Eukaryota, Viridiplantae, Streptophyta, Magnoliopsida, Solanales, Convolvulaceae.
GGCUGACCCCUUAAUCCACGGCUCAUCAAAUCCAGAAUACGUCUGACUUUUCGAACAGAUCAAGCUUUCCCCUUCCUCUUUUCCCUCCUACCCGAUGGUUGUCGUCGACGAAUAAAGACCCCGAGAAACACAUAGUAAUAAUACAAAACCAUGGCCUCAGCUCUGCCAUCUCAAAGGCUUCCGAAAACGGAAGAUGGGCCCUCUUCGAUAGGGUCACCGUCGUAUUCCAAUAGUCCAAAGAAGAGGUGGUUCAAUUUGCUGCCAUUGUUCGUAGCCCUGGUGGUUAUAGCUGAGAUCGCCUUCUUGGGUCGACUCGACAUGGCCAAGAAUGUUGACCUGGUCAACUCAUGGGCUGACUCCUUUUACCAGUUCACUGGCUCGUCUUGGCCAUAUGUCUCCAAUGCCGACGAUAUUACCUCCGGCGGAGGUGAGGCGACUAGGGUUUCGGAUGAGCUGGACUCUUUCACCGGAUUGGAGAGCUGCGAGGAAUGGUUGGAGAGUGAAGACACCGUUGCUUAUUCUAGGGAUUUUGAAAAAGACCCAAUUUUGGUACAUGGUGGGCAACAGGAAUGGGAAUCCUGUGCUGUUGGGUGUAAAUUUGGGGCUUCCUCCGGCAAAAAGCCUGAUGCUGCAUUUGGGUCUACCCAAUCAGGUGGGACAGCUGGAGUGCUUCGGUCAAUGGAGUCCGCAGAGUACUAUUCUGAGAACAACAUUGCUCAGGCAAGACGGUGGGAGGGGAUAUGAUGUUGUGAUGACUACAAGUCUUUCUUCAGAUGUUCCUGUUGGGUAUUUUUCAUGGGCUGAGUAUGACAUUAUGGCACCAAUCCAACCUAAGACACAGAAAGCUAUCGCUGCAGCAUUCAUAUCUAACUGUGGUGCUCGUAACUUUCGGUUGCAAGCUCUUGAAGCACUUGAAAGAGAAAGCAUCAGCAUAGAUUCAUAUGGUAGUUGUCACCGGAACAAGAAUGGUGAUGUGAAGAAAGUAGAUACUUUGAGGCACUACAAAUUCAGUUUGGCCUUUGAAAAUUCCAAUGAGGAGGAUUAUGUUACUGAAAAAUUCUUCCAAUCUCUUGUAGCUGGAUCUGUUCCUGUUGUGGUUGGUGCUCCAAAUAUCCAAGAUUUUGCUCCUUGUCCUGGUUCUCUUUUACAUAUAAAGAAGCUUGAAGAUGUUGAGUCAGUGGCCAAGACGAUGAAGCACCUUGCUGAAAAUCCAAGUGCAUACAAUCAGACCCUAAGGUGGAAAUUUGAGGGUCCGUCUGAUUCUUUCAAAGCCCUAGUUGACAUGUCAGCAGUUCAUUCAUCUUGCCGGUUGUGCAUUCACUUGGCAACAAGUAUCUAUGAGAGAGAGGAGAAAAGUACAAACUUCACAAAACGUCCGUGCAAAUGUUUGAGGGGUUCAGAAACUGUCUAUCAUGUAUAUGUACGUGAAAGAGGACGGUUUAAUAUGGAGUCUAUUUUCUUGAGGUAUUCUUUAGCGUUUAUUUUUUCCUCUGGGAUCUUCCCAAAUUUUGGUGGUGUCAAGUUUCAAAUACCAGAUCACCAGCUAUUUUUGAUAGGUCAACUAAUUUAACAAUGGAGGCCUUCAAAUCGGCUGUGUUAAAGAAGUUCCAGUCUCUGAAGCAUGUUCCCAUUUGGAAACAAGAAAGGCCCCCGGUUCUGCGGGGAGGAGACGAACUCAGCGUGUACCGCAUAUAUCCUCUUGGAUUGACUCAGAGACAGGCGCUCUAUACAUUCAGAUUUAAUGGGGAUAGUGAGUUAAGGAAGCAUAUAGAAAGCAACUCUUGUGCAAAGUUCGAAGUCAUAUUUGUAUAAUAAGAUAAACUUCUAAUUUUCAUGUCAUGUGACCAGUGACCUGAUUAACUUUUAGAUCAGUGUACUAGUGUAGGCUAUAAAUUUUGUAACCGGUUAUUGACUUUAUUAAGGUUGAGCCAUCAUGGGAUCCUUUUGCUUUUUUUCUUACACGAAUAUCAGGUUUAUGUAAUGAAGUUGUUUAUGAUAGACAUAGACCUCAAAUCUUAAUCCAGAUAUGCUUUUCCCUACUUUGAA